Molecule: messenger RNA, 2946 nt
Organism: Oncorhynchus keta (chum salmon)
Lineage: Eukaryota; Metazoa; Chordata; Actinopteri; Salmoniformes; Salmonidae
Product: tuftelin-like
Exons: 11
Coding region: 244-1152 (302 amino acids)
Biological process (GO): intracellular signal transduction
Cellular component (GO): intracellular anatomical structure
Source: RefSeq, a predicted model, not a curated record
GAUGGGUGCAGGAGACUGAGGCUGACUCUCCACCAGCAGAACCAGGUCGGGAGGAUCACAGAACAACCCAGGAGCAAGCCAAUCGGACGAGCGUUUGCUCUGGUGCAGCCAACCAAUGAUAGGCCUGCUCUGAAGCCUGAACCAAUCAAACCCUCUGAGGAGAAGGCUGAAAAGGUUGAGGUCAUCAAGGUGUAUCUGGAGGAUCGUAGACAGGAGCAGCAGAGACACCAGCAGAGCCUCAAGAUGUUGUCAGAUGAAGUCUCCCAGAUACAGGAGGUGAGAUACUGUCUGAAGACCCUGAGGGAACAGAUGGCAACCAAGAACAAAGGACAACACAAGUUUCUUGCUAGUGGCUACAGAGUCAGCACUCCCUCCAAUCAGAACAUCUCUUCUUCCUCAAAGGGAGGAGUUAAAGAUGAUGGGCAGGUGAGGGGCUUUUCACAUGCCCUAUACGGACAGGGAGGGGAGGAUGAGGUGGAGAGGGACAAGAUGAGGGAGGUCAGUAAGCGUCUGUAUGCUCAGCUACAGGAGGCCGAGAAGAAACACCAGGAGGAGAGAGAGAGACUGCAGACUGAGGGUGUGGAUCUGCGCCAGCGUCUGGGGGAGCAGGAGGAGAAGCUGAAGGGGGUGGAGGAGAGUAGUGAGAGGAAGGACCAGAGGAUUGAGGAGCUCCAGAGGCUGCUGGGAGGCAUGGCGCAUGAGAGCCAAGCCCUACGAGACACACUGAGGAACAGAGAGGAGGAACUCAGAGAAUUACGCAAGAUCAGAGAGGAGGGCAGGAACGAGGAGCAGAGGUCAGAGCAGUUGGAGAAGGAGCUGGCCAUUCUGAAGGAGAAGAUCCAUCAUCUAGAUGACAUGCUGAAGAGCCAGCAGAGGAAAGUCAGACACAUGAUCGAACAGCUGCAGAACUCUCGUAUGGUGAUCCAGGAGAGGGACCGUGUCAUCAGAGAUCUGGAGGAGAAGGUGGCUUUCCUGGAGGCAGAGAAUCGGGAGAUGCAUGAUCAGAUGGACUACUUCCUGGGAGGUGAAAGGUCAAACUCACACCUCUCAUCAGACCGCCACGCCCAGAUUGUCUACAGUAAGCCUUUGAAGCCCAGCAACUCGUCCAACAAGCCUCUUCCCUUCAUCAAAAUCAUUGAGACCAAGUCCUGAACUGGUGAAAGCGAGGGAGAAGGGGCUAACCUAACGACACCAAACCUGCUAAGCUAGACAACAACGGACUGAAAUAGACCACCACCACAUUACCACCACACCAACAUUACAGUGCACGUAUGAAGUUUAAACUGAGGUGACCACAACAACAUCACAUCAACUGACCACCAGCACCAUCACCCAAUAUGCAAUGUGUGUGUGUCAGAGGAGGCUGGUGGGAGAAACUAUAGAAUGAGGGGCUCAUUGUUUUUUUUAUUACCUUUAUUUAACUAGGCAAGUCAGUUAAGAACAAAUUCUUAUUUUCAAUGACGGUCUAGGAACAGUGGGUGAACUGCCUGUUCAGGGGCAGAAUGACAGAUUUGUACCUUGUCAGCUCGGGUUUGAACUUGCAACCUUCCAGUUACUAGUCCAAUGCUCUAACCACUAGGGUACCCUGCCGCCCCAUUGAAAUGUCAUGGAACAGUCAACUGUUCCCAUAUGUUUGCUGUGUUUCGUACCGUUACAUGUAUUCCUCCUAUAGCUCCUCCCACCAGCCUCCUCGUGUGUGUGUGUGUGUGUGUGUGUGUGUGUGUGUGUGUGUGUGUGUGUGUGUGUGUGUGUGUGUGUGUGUGUGUGUGUGUGUGUGUGUGUGUGUGUGUGGUGUGUGUGUGUGUGUGUGGGUGGGUGGGUGGUUUUGGAUUGUGUAUGAACGUUGAUGUAGAUAUACUUAGAGAGUUGAUUCUCAAUAGAAGUCUAUUUAUUCAUAGCAGACAGAUUAUUCUUUCUAACUCAGUGUCAUAAUCUAUUGUCAUCUGUUGAAGUCCGUCUGAAGGACUUUACUACUGACAGAGAGGACCAGAGACGGUGUGGUAGCACUGUGGUUAGUAAGGGUCUGAUAACAGACCGAGUCUUUGGCCUCAGAGAGGAGGCAACCAUGCCAGGCUGGGCCAUAACAGAGAAAUAAAAUGGCCGAUGAGUGAGAGGGGGAUCGAAGAGAGAGAUGGAGGGUAAGAAAUCUGUAUUAAACUAAUCAGAACACAACCAGUUUGUCAUCUUUUUACCAUGGCACCAAGGCAGGAUAGAGUGAGUGUUGCUACACUAUACAGGUAUUGGAGAAGCAGAAACACAUUUAGGAUAGAGGAUAUAGUUUUCCAUCAAACUCUUCUGUAACCCAUUAACCUACUUCCUGUGUCUGUGGCCUGGAGUCCACUGUUAGAAUCCUCUUUAUUUGACACCUGAAAGGGAGAAAGACAAUCUUUGACUUUUUGUAAAUAUACUUAUAUGGUCACGUAACGGCCACAGUGAUGUGUCAUGGUUUAUACAAAGUUAUGAAGGCCAUGUUUGUUAUUUUGUUCGUUGAGAAAGUAGGAUGUUUGGUCUAGUAUGUGUGGAUUAGAAGUCCCCUCACCAAUACUGAUGUCACUUUAAAGUCUAAAGGAAAUGAAGAUGAUUCAUUCUGACAAGUACUUACUAACCUUGCAAGAAGUCUUGUUGACAUUAUCCACAUUUUUGCAUGCAUUUCAGUUACCUGCCGUUUCAUCCACCAUCACCAGCUUUGUACAUAACUAUAUUUAUUUGUUUAUGUGGUGUUCUUUGAUGUCCCUGUAGUCUCACUCUGGGAUUUGUUUGUUAGUUUUAUCCUUCAGACAGGAAUGUUUGGCCUGACACUUUAGUGUGUGACAAUCAUCUUUAUGUAUUUAUGUGAAAAUACAACUUUCAUUUUAGGGAAAACAUUUUCAGUAGACAUGUUAGUGUGUGUUAGUUAACAACAUAUAUACUUUGUGUUUUAGUUAUUUUAAUAAAUAUAUGAAAAUA